This is a messenger RNA of Paramecium sonneborni, 968 nucleotides long. NCBI's taxonomy places the organism in Eukaryota, Ciliophora, Oligohymenophorea, Peniculida, Parameciidae. The record is from the annotation of a GenBank genome assembly.
ACUUAAAAUUAUAAUGGCAGGAGAAUUUACAGGAAUUUGUGGAACUUGUUGUGGGAUUAGUAGUUUCAUUUUAUUUUUAAUGAUCAUUUUAUCUUUUAGUUCAUUAGAUUACAAUGAAGUUGGAUUAGAUUAUAGUUCAAUAACGAAAACAAUAUCUCCAAAAAUAUAUUAAGCAGGAAUACAUUUUUUGGGUAUUGGACAUGAAUUUAUAACAUUUCCAAAGACAGUUUAAACAGUUGAAUUUUCUGAUGAUAAAAGUGCAGACAGAAAAAUGAUUCAUUCAAGAACAAGUGAUGGUUUAGAAGUUGUUUUAGAAAUAUCUUUUUAGUAUACGUAUAUGAAUAAAAUUAUAAAUAAUUAGUUACAAUUUAACAUAGCUUUAUCCACUUUAUGCCACAUAUUAAAUAAAGCAUAAACCAAUAUUGAUUAGAUAAUCUAUAGAUAUACUAUCUUAUGUUGCAACUUAAUAUUCUGCAUAUGACUUUUUUAUGGAUAGAUAAAAUAUAGGAAUAGCAAUGUAAGCAGCAUUAGAUGAGUUAUUUGAAAAAGAAUUAUAUUGCAACUGUGAAUUUUUUUAACUUCGUUCUGUAGAUUUACCAAAUGAUUUUGAAAAUGCAAUAUGGAGUUCUGAAGUUAAAAAAUAAGAGAUAGUAAAAGCAUAAGCUUAGAAGAAUAAAACUGAAGUGGAACUAGAAACAAAUAAGAUGACAGCAUUGUAUAAUAGAGAAGUAACCUUAAAUUAAGCUUAUGGUGAAGCUAAUUCCACUUUAUCAAAUGGAAAAGCUAAGGCUGAUGCUUUUUUAACAAUAUAAGAAGCUAAUUAAAAAGCGUAUAUAUUAAUUAUGAUUAUUUAUAGAAUGAAAUCUUUAAAAGAGCAUUUGAAAUUAGACGGGAAAGGUGUAAUUAGUUAUUUAUAAAAUAAAGCAUUAAGAGAUUAUGAAGGUGAUGAUUUAUUAAUUUUUAUUUGA